GCCUGCCUAAGGAUACGCCUACAUAAGGAUACGGGAGAGCGUGUGGUGCAUUGGCGUGUGGUUACGUGUUGGUAAACAAAAUUCAAAGGAAUUUCGGUGUUCAUGCGUUUAGAUGCGGUCGGUGGAUGUUAUACAUCUUGGGGGAAGAAGACUGAAAAGGGCUCAUCGUACAUCGCGUUAAGUAGGCCAAAGUUGUCUGAAGACGGCGUGGACGCUUUUAUGCGGCGAGAUUGGAGGCUGGGUCGCAGUUCUUGGCAAGGCCUACAAUGCUGAAAUUUAGGAAGCUAUUUGGUUCGAAAGGAGCAGUGGUUAUUGGAAUGAUCCAUGUGAGAGCCCUGCCUGGAACACCUCUUCAUAGUCUGCACAUGGACAAAGUUGUGGAGACAGCCUGCAGUGAAGCAGACACAUAUACUAAAUGUGAUGUGGACGGUCUGCUGGUGGAGAACAUGCACGACCUGCCGUACAUGUGCGGAGCUCAGCUGGGACCGGAGAUCACUGCGUGCAUGACGCGCGUGGCGGCCGAGGUGCGUCGCAGGGUGCCUGCCGCCAAGCCCGUUGGCGUUCAGGUGCUGGCGGCCGGCAAUCGGCAGGCACUGGCCGUGGCCCUGGCGGCCGGUCUGCAGUUCGUGCGCGCGGAGGGCCUGGUGUACGCGCACGUGGCCGACGAGGGCUGGAUGGACGCCUGCGCCGGGCCGCUGAUGCGGUACCGCCGCCACCUGGCCGCCGACCACAUCAGCGUCUGGGCCGACGUCAAGAAGAAGCACAG
Molecule: messenger RNA, 766 nt
Organism: Pollicipes pollicipes
Lineage: Eukaryota; Metazoa; Arthropoda; Thecostraca; Pollicipedomorpha; Pollicipedidae
Source: RefSeq, a predicted model, not a curated record